ACACUCCCCCACCAACAGAAGAGUGAACGAAACCACACUCGCGUUGGCCCUAUAUUCAUCUUGGAACGCCGCCAGCUCCUCAGUGGAUAGGGUCACGAGCUCCUCGGCGGGUAAACCCACUACCAGAUCUGGGAGUUCCUUAAGAUACCCCAAACCGGUGUGUACCAACGCGCUCGCUACAGUCCAGGCCCCCAUCGAAGACCCGAAGGUCUCAACCACAUCCACCGGCUUACC
This is a messenger RNA of Gregarina niphandrodes, 234 nucleotides long. RefSeq lists its product as hypothetical. The record is from RefSeq and is a predicted model, not a curated record. The annotation marks the transcript as partial. NCBI's taxonomy places the organism in Eukaryota, Apicomplexa, Conoidasida, Eugregarinorida, Gregarinidae. The transcript has a single exon.